Perkinsus marinus ATCC 50983 is the source of this 213-nucleotide messenger RNA. RefSeq lists its product as hypothetical. The record is from RefSeq and is a predicted model, not a curated record. The transcript has a single exon. The annotation marks the transcript as partial. Lineage: Eukaryota; Perkinsozoa; Perkinsida; Perkinsidae.
AUGGGCACAGAUCUCCUCAACCACGAGAAGACAUGCCCUAGAUGUACUCAGGUCAAGGCAACGGUACCUCGAGCCCCCUUAGGAGUUAUGCCUAUCGGCAAACCCUGGGACUUAAUUGCUAUCGACCACUUGAAGGUGCCCCCCAAUGACGAUAAUAUUCGUUCACUAUUGGUUGUCCAAGAUUACUUCACACGGUGGGCUACGGCCAUACCG